UGAGGGUGCUGCUAAAUGAAUGUGCAGAGAGCGAGUGAGCAAAGGACAGAAAGAACGGUGGAGCGAUCUUGUGGACUAUCAAAGCCAGCGAAAGAAAGCAACGGUGUUGCCUGUGACCCACCUGAACAGCUUGAGUAAAAGAGGAGGGACCAGACACACAUUCACUCUUAAACACAAGUCGUCUCUGGGGGGGAAUAUUCAGUCGAUUGUGCACUGCCCCAAGUGGGGUAGGAAGGGAACUUUUUCCUGCAAGCACUAAUAGUUUCCCUGUUGUUUGGAUUUGUGAAGAAACAGGUGGAAAGCAGGCUAUUUUCUCUCUUCGGUUAAUCAUUGGAAACAAGAGAGAGAAUUAAGGGUUUUCUUUUAGAGAACUUUGCUGUUUGUUGUUGGGCUCUGGGACUUGGAUUGGGAAACAACAAACUAAGAGACUGAAAUGGGAGGAUGGGCGCUGCAUCUCGCUGUGGGGAUCUACGUUCUCAUGCUCGCUGUGACAGCCAGCCAUGCUAAUGAGGUGAACCACUGUACUGCUGCCGGGGCAAAAACCUGCUCAGAAUGUAUCCAGAUCGGCACAGGAUGUGCUUACUGCCCUGAUGAGAUAUUCGAGUAUGAACGUUGUGACCUGAAGGAAAACUUGGAGGCCCGUAAAUGUAGUAGACAUAUGGUAACAAUUGAGAGCAGCAGUAAAACCUUAAAGAAUGCGACUAUUAAUAAGUCACUAACGUACUCUCAGGUGGCCCCUCAGCAAAUGAGCAUGACGCUUCUCCCCGGGGAGGAGAGGGAGGUGGAGAUGGAGGUGUUUGAACCAGCCCAUGGCCCUCUGGACCUCUACAUCCUCAUGGACUUCUCACAUUCUAUGUCUGAUGAUCUGGACAAAUUGAAGAGUAUGGGAAACCAGCUGGCUCAGCUUGUUGACCAAAUCUCUGACGAUUACACCAUCGGAUUUGGCAAGUUUGUGGACAAAGUCACCGAGCCUCAGACUGACAUGAGACCAGCUAAAUUAAAAGUGCCGUGGGCCAAAGCUGACCCUCCGUUUUCAUUCCGUAAUGUCAUCACUCUCACAAAAAACAUAGACACCUUUAAACAGAAGCUUGAGCAAGAGUGCAUAUCUGGCAACCUGGAUGCCCCCGAGGGGGGGUUUGAUGCCAUCUUACAGGUUGCUGUCUGCCAGGAACAAAUUGGCUGGAGGGAUGACAGCACUCACUUGCUUGUCUUCUCCACUGAAUCAGCCUUCCAUUAUGAGGCAGACGGUGCUAAUGUGCUCGCGGGCAUCUUGGAUCGUAACGAUGAGCAAUGCCAUCUGACUUCAGAUGGAAAUUACACACAUGAUACUCGUCAAGACUACCCAUCCAUACCCACCAUAGUGCGACUCCUGAUGAAACAUAAUAUCAUCCCAAUCUUCGCCAUUACUAACCACUCCUAUUCAUACUACGAGAAACUCCAAGAAUACUUCCCUAUUGCUGAGCUAGGACUGUUACAAGAAGAUUCCUCCAACAUCUUGAACAUUUUAAAAAAUGCUUUUGAAAAUAUUCGUUCCAAGAUCAGUAUCCGUGCAGAGGACAGACCAAAGGCAGUGAAAGUCAACAUACACUCUCAGUCUGGCACUUUUUCUGAAUCUGGCAAAUAUAAAAUCACACCAGGUGAAAUUGGUAAAUUUACAGUCAGUCUGAAGGCUCUUACUCAUGUGGGAGAGCAGCAUGUUUGUAAAGCCAACCAGGCUGACCGGGCUGGAGCCUUAAGAGUCAAACCAACCACAUUUAGCUCCGCCCUCAGAAUCAAGACCGAAGUGCUCUGUCAUACAUGUGACUGCGAAAAGACUCCGGUUAAAAAUGCAGCGCUCUGUAACGGCCAAGGAGAUCUUGUCUGUGGGAAAUGCCAGUGUUCUGAUGGAUGGCAAGGCCCUUUCUGUAACUGUUCAGAGGUCUCCACGGACUCAGACAAGUGCAUCGAACCUGGGAAGAACGAGUCUUGCUCGGGCAGAGGAGACUGCAUGUGUGGGACCUGUAUGUGCUAUAACCCAUUCCAGUUUGAAGGGCCCUUCUGCCAGUUUGACAAAUCUCAGUGCCAGAGAUUUAGUGGAUUUCUCUGUAAUGAUCGUGGAAGCUGCAGUAUGGGCAGAUGUGUUUGUACACCGGGAUGGACUGGAGAUGCCUGUGAAUGCUUCAGCGGCAAAAAAUUAUGUCUGGACAGCAAAGGGGGCAUCUGUAAUGGCCUUGGUGAGUGCAAAUGUGGUCAUUGUGAGUGUGCAAAAUCUGGAAUCCCACUGAGCCCCACUUGUGAAGCAAACUUCCAGCAACUACUGGGUAUAUGUGAAGGCAAGAGGAGCUGCGUUCAGUGCCAGGCUUGGAACACCGGAGAGAGAAAAGGACGGAAAUGCAAUAAAUGUCCCUUUAAAAUCAUCAUGGUGGAAGAGCUCGAAGACAAUAACAAAGUAAUAGAGACAUGCAGUUUCCGUGACGAAGAUGAUGACUGCACAUAUCACUACACUGUGAAUUAUCCAUUAAACAUCACAGACAAAGAACACCACGUCCUAGUAAAGAAAAAGAAAGAUUGUCCACCUGCAGGUUUUCUGUGGUUGAUUCCUCUUAUUAUGUUUCUGAUGCUGUUGCUUGGUUUGCUUUUGCUCUGCUGCUGGAAAUACUGCACCUGUUGCAAGGCGUGUCUUGCUCUUCUCCCAUGCUGUGGCAGAGGUCGUAUUGUGGGAUUCACAGAAGACCACUACAUGCUACGUCAGUCUUUGUUGACCAGUGAUCAUUUGGAGACCCCAAUGGUGCGGACCGGCCCACCCAAGAGCACAGACAUUGUGCGCUGGAAAGUGAUGGACAAUGUGCAUCGAGGACCAAACCACCCACAGAACCAAAUCAAACCCAACCCCAAAGAGAUCAUUCAGUACCCUAUCUCUCUUCGUCUGAACCGGCAAUAUUCAGAAACUCUAUCCAAAGAGUCUCGGGACACAAACAAGCUCAGACAAGAAGUUGAGGACAACCUCAAUGAUGUGUUCCUGCAGAUCCCUGGCGCACAGAGAGUGCAAAAGUCUCUGUUCAGGACACAAAGAAAUUCUGGAAAGAGAAAGAACAACACAAUUGUAGACACGGUGUUAUCUGCCCCUCGUGCCAGUUACCCAGAUAUAGUGAAACUGACAGAUAAACAGGUUCAGGCUGGAAACUUCCGGGACCUGAAAGUGGUUCCAGGCUACUACACCGUAGCUACUGACAGAGAAGCGGCAGGUGCUGUAGAGUUUCAAGAGGGUGUGGAGUCAGUGGAUGUCCGAGUUCCCCUCUUUUUGAAAGAUGAGGAUGAUGAAAAGAAGGAGCUGCUUGUUCAAGCCAUUGACGUUCCAGUUGGACUUGCGAAGAUUGUCAAAGAUCAUAUCAACAUCACUGUGAUUAAGGAACAUGCUAGAAGCAUCUUUACCUUCCUGCAGCCGUCAUACACCUACAGUCGUCAGGAUGGUGUGGCAAACAUCCCGAUCAGUCGUGAGAUCAUAGAGGAUGGAUGGACACAGGUCACAUACUGCACAAAUGACCUCACUGCCAAAGACAGGAAGGACUAUAUCUCAGUUGAAGGAGACUUGAGUUAUGGACCAGGGGAAACAGAGAAGACUGUCCCAGUGAAACUCUUGGAGCUUGGCGAGGGAGAUGGAAUGCUAGAGGACAAACAAGUCAAACAGUUUGUGAUGGAUCUGAGCAACCAACGGCAAGGUGCUAAACUGGGCCGCUACCCACGCACCACUGUCACCAUCGCCGAUAAACCAGGGGAUGGGAAACUGGGUUUCCAGAAGAAUGUGAAUAAGUCACCCACAUCUCCUGGAGGACACCUCUACGCCCCAACCAACAUCAAGGCUGUUGCUUCCGGCCCUAAAAACAUCCGCCUGAACUGGAACCCCAGUGCAAAUGCCAGUGGUUACAAGGUGAAGUACUGGAUUUAUGGAGACCCUGAGGCUAAGGCUCAGGUGCUGGAUGUGAAGACUCCUCAAGCCGAGCUGACUAAUCUCUACCCAUACUGCGACUAUGAGAUGCGUGUAUGUGGCUACAAUGCACUCGGAGAGGGCAAUUACAGUGAUAUCAUUCAAUGCCAGACUCUAGAGGAUGUACCUGGUGAACCUGGUCGCUUGGCUUUCAAUGUCAUCAGCCCAACUGUCACUCAGGUCAGCUGGGCAGAGCCAGCAGAGACGAAUGGGGUCAUCACUUCAUAUGAGGUUAUCUACACACCCAUCGACGAGAACAAGAAACCUGUAGGACUUUCUAAGAAGGUAAUGAUUGACAACCCCAAAAAGCGCAUGCUGCUCAUCGAGAACCUGCAGCCUUCUCAGACCUACUGUUACAAAGUGCGUGCUCGCAAUAAGGUGGGCUGGGGCCCAUACAGAGACGCCACAAUCAACCUGGGUUCACAACCUACCAGACCCAUGUCAAUUCCCAUCAUUCCUGACAUUCCCAUUGUGGAUGCAGAAGCUGGAGAUGAAUAUGACAGCUAUCUGAUGUACAGUAAUGAAGUACUACGCCAGAGACCUAGCGUCACAGAUAUGACUGAUGGCUCACGCUGGAAGCAUGUCCAGCUAGUCGGUUCAGACCUGGAUCUCCGUAAGGUGUCCUGGAAACUGCCUGCUGACAUCAUCCCCUGCCUCCUGAGCCCGGCCACAGAUGCCAGCGAUAGUCAUGCACAGACCCUGCCUCAAGAUCAGUUUGGAAAUGGAAAGUGGGACCAGAGUUUCCUGUACCUAGGAGGAAGCGGCUCCCUUUCCCGCAAUGUCAGUUCCUCAUCAUCCACAUACAGCCAUUCCACACCCCGUCUCGGUGGAACCAAUAACAGCAGCACCACAAUGUACAUUUCUGGCAAAGGAGGUUCAACGACACACAGAUAUGAUCUUAGGGAUGGUGGACUUCUCAAAGAAGAAGUGAUUCUGAGGAAGCGUUCUGAGAACAGGCAUUACACAGACAGUGAUGGAACCAGAGAUUCUAUCGUCAUGGGAAACCUGUCUGCUGGAUUUCUGGACAACUUGGGGGUCUCUAGCUUCAGCCAGAGUACAACUGCCAGCUACAGCUUGAGCUCCAGAGCUCGUACUCAGUCUGAAGAUAUCAACGAUGCACUGCAGAACCUGGAUGGUGUUUUUCAGGACUCUCGCUUCAACCCGGGUGUCCCUGAGACUCCCAGCAGACUGGUUUUCUCUGCCCUGGGGCCCACGGCCCUGAAAGUGAGCUGGCAGGAGCCCCACUGUGAGACCGAUGUACUGGGGUACUGCAUCCUUUACCAGCUUCUCAGUGGAGAUGAGGUAAAGUGUAUUGAGGUGAACAAUCCCGCUCAGAACUCUGUGGUGGUUCAGGAUCUUCUGCCCAACCAAUCCUACAUCUUUAAAGUGAAGGCCCAGAGUCGAGAGGGCUGGGGUCCUGAGAGAGAGGGAGUCAUCACCAUUGAGUCUGCAGUCGACCCCAAGAGUCCACUGAGCCCAAUGCCAGGAUCUCCAUUCACACUCAGCACUCCCAGCGCUCCGGGACCUUUGAUCUUCACAGCUUUGAGUCCAGACACACUGCAGCUGAGCUGGGAGAAACCCCGAAAACCCAACGGGGACAUCCUGGGCUAUGUGGUUACCUGUGAACAGCUGCAUGGUGGAGGAGAUCUUCGCUCCUUCCAGGUGAAUGGCAAUGCUGCAACUUCUUUGACUGUGUCUGAUUUGAAAGAAAACAUGCUGUACAAAUUCAAAGUUCAAGCCCAGACCACACAGGGCUUUGGACCGGAGCGAGAGGGCAUCAUCACCAUCGAAUCCCAAGAUGGGGGCUCCAUGUCACAGUACAACAGUAAUUCAGUCACAAAGAGAGAGGUGUUCAGCCUACCAACAGAGAGAGAGGUGUUCAGCCUACCAACAGAGAGAGAGGUGUUCAGCCUACCAACAGAGAUUACUUCACACAACAUGUUCUCAGAACCUUUUGUGUCUUCAGAAGGUAUGAUGAUGAUGUCGGGCGGCACUAUCACGCAGCAGAUGGAGAUGGUGCAGAGAGGAGUGAUGUCCAGCAGCACCGUCACUAAAAAGGUGGAGAGACAGUACUAUUGAGCCUAAUCGAACUACCUUUUGCCUUCAGCUGAAAUCACAUGGCAGAGCAGCAGUAUAAACACAUGCUCAAAUCAAACUAGAAAAAGUUCACAGACCAAUGUGUACAAUAUAUAGUAUGAUGUUUAUGUGAGCAUGAGAACAGCAGAGUUCUUGGAUUCCUCGGAUUGUUGGACCAAAGUCUUGAUAUCUUGUUUAAUGUAAAGACUUAAACCUUUUAGUGUUAUCUUAUUGCUUCCAAACAGGUGUUGGUUUAAACUUUUGGCAUUAAAUCAUGUUUUAUGUAGUGUUCGCGAGGAAUGUUACUGAUGUUUGUGGGAUGGGAUACAGCUCUGUUGCUCAUUUGAGAUUAACUGCAUUCAUUUUGACGAGGUUUGAAGUUAGCAGGUAUCAUAUCAUGAUAUUUAUAUCAUUGACAUUGCUUUCAAGUUUCAAGAUGUAUCAAGUUUUUUGAGCAUGUAGGUUUUCUUAAAUGCAUUUCACAUAAAAUAUUGCUAUGUCUCUUGGUUUAGAGUGUAUACGUCAACUCAGUAUUUUCCCUCCUAAUUCAAUUUUCUUUUUUCUUUUUUUUACUUAAGGGUUGCAUAAAAUGUUGCAACAUGAGUGCAUACAUAUGGAUUCGAUUCUUAGGAUUGUAAAUAUGUUACUGAGGUUUGUUUUUUAUUGCCUGGUUGCAAGAUGUGCUGUUGUAACUUUAGGCCUGUGGCUGUAUUUCAGAUGACAAAGUCUGCCAGGUUUGUACACUUACUGGCAAUAUAGAAAAGAUUACCAAUCUCACACCUAUGUAAUUUCAUUUUUACUGUCUUCAAUCAUUUUUAUGGUACUUUUGUCUUGGGAACAAAUUUUUUUUUUUUAGUUUUAUAUUAAAAUUGCAUUUCACCAUCAUAUUCGUAGUAUGCAAAAGUCUCACUGAAUAUUAGUUUACCUUACCAAUAAAUCAUCUGUACCACA
Carassius auratus (goldfish) is the source of this 6991-nucleotide messenger RNA. RefSeq names its product integrin beta-4-like. Bases 434 to 6043 code for a protein of 1869 amino acids. The transcript is spliced from 42 exons. Lineage: Eukaryota; Metazoa; Chordata; Actinopteri; Cypriniformes; Cyprinidae. The record is from RefSeq and is a predicted model, not a curated record. Gene Ontology annotation, cellular component: integrin complex; membrane; focal adhesion. Gene Ontology annotation, molecular function: integrin binding. Gene Ontology annotation, biological process: cell adhesion mediated by integrin; integrin-mediated signaling pathway; cell-matrix adhesion.